Messenger RNA from Magallana angulata, 6291 nucleotides. RefSeq names its product cytosolic carboxypeptidase 1-like. NCBI's taxonomy places the organism in Eukaryota, Metazoa, Mollusca, Bivalvia, Ostreida, Ostreidae. Bases 165 to 3869 code for a protein of 1234 amino acids. Gene Ontology annotation, biological process: protein side chain deglutamylation; proteolysis; C-terminal protein deglutamylation. The transcript is spliced from 25 exons. The record is from RefSeq and is a predicted model, not a curated record. Gene Ontology annotation, molecular function: zinc ion binding; metallocarboxypeptidase activity.
GGUGGCGCCUCUAUCGUGACAACUGAAAAACAACAUGUCUGUCCAAGUUUAAUUCUUUGAAAGUUUUUCGGCUUUGUUAAAAUGUGAUUAUACUUUCAAAAAUACCUGAAUUUUGCCAAGAUAUGUUGAGUUAGAACACCCAGACUGUAGGACAUCAAACAGACAUGGAGAGAAGUGUCGGGUCGCGACUACAGACCCUGUUCCAGCAGCUGGAGAAGAUCGGGGGUAAGCAGGCCCGGAAUCAGACCAGCACGGAGGACCUUCAGACCAUUCGAUAUGUUACCUCAAAGAUACACCAGAUCCUCAACUCACAAGAAAAGACGCACCGAGACACGGUCCUGAAGAACAGCGGAUGGGUCGAUUUAAUUCUCGCUACUUUGAAGAAUACAAGUGACAGAACAGUGCUGUUGAACUCCAUACAAAUCCUGGCAGAAAUGUUGGGCAAAACUCAGGUUGGUAAGCGAGCCGGUGUACUGGUCAGUGCCAACGCAACCAACAUCCUGUUCCAAGUUAUUUACCGCGAGGCAGAGGACCAGUUAUCUUCUGAAGAAACCAUGAUGCUGGCCCACUACGUCCUCGGAAAGCUCGCACAGAAAGAUCGUAAAUUUGCCACCAAAGCUCGACUGAACCUGGUGUUGUUGAUCACGCUGAACCUGAUCAAGAACAACUUGUAUAACUUCAAGAAUCUCCAGUCUCUGCUGUCCGUGUUCAAAGCCUACACCAAUAACAGUGUGAAUGCCUCCUACCUGGGGAAACAGAACUCCAUUCCGCCCAUGUUUCGUGUGAUUCAGCAGUGUGGGAGGAAGCACACGGCAAUACUGAAGCUGGCACUGGACAUCCUUACCAACCUUACCAAGUCAAGAAACAACGCAGCCAGAACGAUAGGGGGGGAGCACGUCCCCCACCUGCUGGCUCUCUACCACGAAUGGCAUCAGCUGGACACCAAGCAUCGACACGUCAACCUCAGGAAAGCCAUCCUGAACAUCCUCAAAAAUAUCACCAAUCUCCGCUCUGGACGAAAGGCUCUGGCAGACGCGAACGGUAUCCAGAUCCUGUACGACAGUGCCCAGGAAGUGAUCGACUGCCGUGAAAUGGAGAGCCUGAUCCUGCUGGCCAGUGUCAUUAUGAGGAAGUGCUGCCCGCGCAACAAGCUCCCACUGGACAAGCUACAGAGUCCAUUCAACCUGGAGCUUCCCGAGUCUGAGCUGUAUCCGACUGGACAAGAUGGAAUCAAUGACACGGGAUACAACGGUAACUCACCAGACAGCGACAACAGCUCACUGGAGGAGGACGAUGACAUUGACUCGGAUGAUGAGCGAUUCAAGACCGAGGACCACUCGGAAGAGGCUGAAGACGAUGCCAGUGAGGCCCCAGAGCCCUACAAAAGGACCUCGGAGGACCUACGGAUGUAUGACAGCUUCUUCCCAGAACUGUUUGAAAUAGAGCCUCAAGAAGAUGACGAUGAACCCUCAGCCUCUAUCUAUAUCCCGACUGGAAAUGUUGACUCCUUUGGGAAUGUCACUGCCGACUCAGAGUCUCGCCAAGCCAAUCUCAGAAUGCCUACUGCCACCAGCUACACUAGCUCCAAGAGCAGUGGUUAUAGUUCACUUCACUAUGAUGCACCUGACUACGAAUCUUAUGGGGCCAAUCGGUGCGACUCAGCUACUGCCAUCAACCUAAAGACAGGGACCAGUGUGUUCUCAUUGGACGGUCCGUUAUCUCAGUCCAACAAAGCUCCAACCAGCGCAAAACCCAAACAGCUAAUCCAAAAGUCUAGCAGUUCAUCGUCAUCACUACGGAAAGCAAAGGGGAACAAGAAAAUCACCAAGGACAAGAAAAAGAAGAGUUCCUCCUCCCUGUCGUCCGCGGCCAGCGCGGGCCUGAGGAUGAACGAGAUGGAGGCCGAGUACUGUAACGCCCUGUGCAUCACCCCAUUCCCUUCCUCCAGUAAGGAGCUUGACCUUGACCGGGAGGGGUACAGCAGUGACGAGGACGACAUGGAACAGUACCUCCACAGUCCCAUUGUGUUCCAGGAGGUCGCCGGCGCCACCAAGAGUGUGGCCAGGUUUGAGAAGCUGGCCUACCCUGACCUAGUGGGCGGGAAGUCAGGGUCAAACCUUGAGGGGCUGUACCACAGGAAGUUCGGGGUUCAAAGAAUCAAGGUGUUUGAGGACAUUGACCGGAUGAUCCAUCCUGAGCAUGUGAUUGACCGUGUGGUGUAUGAUGUGGACACUGUGGUCGCCCGCGCCUCCAGCGCCUACACCUCCACCACUCCCAGCCUCAGUAACAGGGACCAGAUGAGGAUUGGAAGUCGUCUGGAGGCCGGAGGGUCAGCUUCGCUGCGAUUCAACUCACAAUUCGAGAGCGGCAAUCUGAGGAAGGCGAUCUGGGUGCGUGAGUUUGAGUAUGACCUGAUUCUGAAUCCGGACGUAAACACGAACCACCACCACCAGUGGUUCUAUUUCGAGGUCAGUAACAUGGUGGCCGAUGUACCGUACCGCUUCAACAUCGUCAACUGCGAAAAACUCAACAGCCAGUUCAACUUUGGAAUGAAGCCUGUGAUGUUCUCAGUAACUGACGCUAUGGACGGCAAGCCGUACUGGUUCCGGACAGGGACCAGUAUCUGUUACUACAAGAACCACUUCACCCGCAGCGCCCAGGCCACAGGGGGCAUCAAGGGGAAGACUUACUACACUGCAACCUUCACUGUGACCUUUAAACACGACAAGGACAUCUGCUACCUUGCCUACCACUUCCCCUAUACCUAUACCACGCUACAGACACAUCUGACUCUCUGGGAGCAAUACCUGGACCAGACCCAGAUCUUCUUCAGGAGACAGACCCUGUGUAGCACCAUCACCGGUAACAAAGUGCCCGUCCUCACCAUCACCGCCCAGCCAAAGUCCCUGUCCAAGGACUUUGUAGAUGACCUCAGAAGUAGACCAUACAUAUUUCUAUCAGGGAGAGUUCACCCAGGAGAGAGUAACUCCAGCUGGGUCAUGAAAGGCACCAUAGACUUUCUGUUGAGUAAGCGACCAGCUGCCCAGUUACUGAGAGAGACCUUCAUCUUCAAGAUAGUCCCCAUGCUGAAUCCUGACGGGGUCAUCAAUGGAUGCCACCGAUGUUCCACAGCAGCAGAGGAUCUGAACCGGCGGUGGGACAACCCCUGCCCCAGGCUCCACCCCACCAUCUACCACACCAAGGGCCUGCUCCAGUACAUGCAGAUGAUUGGCAAAGUCCCUCUGGUUUUCUGUGAUUACCAUGGUCACUCUCGGAGGAAGAACAUUUUUAUUUACGGCUGUUGUCCCACGCUGUCUUACAUACCCAACGACACCAAAAACCCAGCGUGUACCGGCAACAAGACAGAAGAUAACUCCUUCAAGACACUACCCAGAAUUCUACACCUCAUGUCACCAGUGUUUUCCUGGCAGAACUGUAGCUUUGUGGUGGAGAAGGCCAAGGAAACCACAGCCCGCGUGGUUGUGUGGCGACAGAUCGGCGUCAUUCGGAGCUACACCAUGGAGAGCUCCUACUGCGGCAUCGACAAGGACGGCAAAUACAAGGACCAGCACAUCUCGACCCUAAUGUUGGAGGAGAUGGGACACCGAUUCUGUGAGGGACUGCUCAGACUUCGGACUCGCUUCUCGGGCAAGGAUCAGGCCGUUUCCUUCCCGUUCGCUGAGGACAGUAACUCCCCCAACGGACCAACCCAGGAAUCCGGAUCUGAUGAACUGUUGGCUGAGGCUGAUGAAGAUGUUAAUCUACCUGAUGAACAGAUCUUGUACGGAGCAGAAGAUGAGGAGUAUGAUGAAGAAGAUGAUGAUGAAAUGUAUGAGGAAGAUGAAACAUAUGAUGAUGAUAGAAACUAAGCAGAAAGGAUUGAAACAUACAACAAUGAUAGAAAUUUAACUGCAGAAGAUGAUGAAGGAAGUCCCAUCGGGAAAGAUGCAAAAUGAUGAUGAUAGAAAUUAAGCAGAAAGUUUGAAAAGUACAAUAAUGAAAAAUGGUUCAUAGAGUUGAUAGGAUAUUUUUGGUAGUUUAGACAAAAGACUGUGAAGAAAAUGGCUGCAAUGAGAGCCAAGUGUUUGUCUAUUUAGGUUGUUAUUGUUAAGUUCAUGUGCAUUACUGUUUUGCUUAUUUGUAAUACAAAGAUCUGUAUUAAUGUUUACCUGCUGUAGAUCUAGAUAUAUGUCUAUAUUCCUGGGGUAGGUCCCCCUGUAUCUGGCUCAUCAUGAGUGAUUGUAGUCGUUUUGCUAGAAUUUCUUGAUGAUUGUCAAAUGUCGUAUCAGAACCACUGAUGAGGUUUAGUCAGGAUGAUGCUGUUUGAUAACAAGUAAUCUUUGUUAUCUUUUUAGUUAUGCAAGUCUAGUUUUAUACAUUAAGGUUAUUAUAAGCUUAUUGUAGUUAUAUAUGUAUAAACUCGUAACACCUCAAACCAACCAUUUCUUCCUGUCGGUAGCCCUGUGAAGUUGUUUACUCUGUAAAGCUGGUAUGUUCAACCAUCACCUGUUCAAACUGACCUGAGUUCAUCCCAUUUUCAAAGCAAUGACCUACAUUCAUUAAUUGUUCCAGCUUUUCCCCUUCCUUUCUUUAUUGCAAUUCAAUCUGUGACCUUAAACACAUCAAACUUGUUAUAUGGAGUGAUAUACAUGUACUUCUAUCAUUAUCAAACAUUUUUUGAAUCACACUGAAUUACAAUAGUUCUAUGCAAUGGUGCCAGUAUUAUAAUCUGUUGGAAUAUGACUUCUGUGAGGGGUACGUUGGACAAGUAGUCAGGUGAUUAGCUGGGGGGUGAUUAAGCUGAUUAGCUGGGGGGUGAUUAAGCUGAUUAGCUGGGGGAUGAUUAAGAUGACUGUUUUCUGUGCCUUUGAGUUCUUCGCUCUGUAACCAGAAUAUGUGGGCUGUUUUUGUUUUAUUACUAGUACAAGGUGCAAUUUCAACCUCACAAGUUGUAGAUACAUUGUUUGGGAGUAUUUUUAUUUGCCUUUCAUUUUACUGAUUCAGUCAAAAGUAUAAGAUAUGGAAGAAUGUACACUGUUAUUUCCAGAUAUUCCUAUACAAACAUUAGUCCUGUUUAAACAUUAGCUCUGUAUUUUUCUACUGUUAUUUAUGUAGUACAUGUAUAUUUGAGUGUGUUCUUCAGAAAUCAGUUUAACUGAAUAUGAUUAAGUAGAAGAUUACUAUAAACUUACAAUGGGUACAGAUAUUUUGUCACAUCUUAGUAAUUUUAUCAAUUGUUUGCUUGUAUGCAUCCAAUACAUAUAACCCAUGUGAUGAAUUCUAAUACUACAGAAACAUUAGAUUUCGUGGUGGCUCAAUUUUCGGGGAAUUCCUGGGUACCUUUCAUCAGUGAAUUAACAUCCUCCAUGAAUUAAUAAAUUACUGAUAUGAAAUCAUAUUUUAUUUUGUAGGUAUAAAAUAACUCACGAAAAUGUGUCCCCACGAACCAGUAAAAUUUAAGCAACCCACGAAAAUUGACCCCCACGAAUUUUAAUGAUUCCACAGUAUUUAGCAAUUUCUUUAUUUUUGCCUUUAUAUACGCCUGGAACGAGGAUAAAAAAAUGUCAGGUACUGGUAUAUGUCUAGAAAAGAAUUGUCUAUGCUUUGUAAUGGAUUGUGAGUUUGAUCCUAUCUCACAGUGUUAUAAGAGGGAAAACUUCAACACAAAGAGAUGGAACAAUCAAAAAUCAUUUCUAUCACAAAUCCUGGGAGAUAUAAUUAUAUGUCAUACAUGGCAUGUCUUAUUUGUAUAUGAUCCUGACAUUGUUAUGUAUACUGUAUCAUUUAGACAUAGGUAUGAUCUAGACAUAGGUAUGAUCUAGACAUAGUUAUAUAUGAUCUAGACAUAGAUAUUUAUGAUCUAGACAUAGUUUUUUAUGAUCUAGACAUAGUUAUUUAUGAUCUAGACAUAGUUAUAUAUGAUCUAGACAUAGUUAUAUAUGUAUACAAUUAUCUAAAGCUGUGAUCAGAUUAUCUCUUUCAUUUUGAAUUUAUCUUAUUUUAGUGUACUAAAAUACUUGAUGAAGUGUUUGCCUUUAUUUUAACUUUAUUUUUAUUUGGGAUUAUUUAUUUGUGAAAGAGGGAGGAAGAGAGAGAUUGGUUGUAGUUAGAGUGGUGCUGUGUCUGAUUGUGAGGGUAUAUCGUGGUCCAUGGUGUUUCACUGACCAGACCGAUGUACUUGUAUACCAUUUAAUGACAUACAUUAGAUAUACAUAAACUGUCAAACUAGGUAAUGCUGUUACCUAUUUCUGGUACUCUCGGCAUUUCAUGUACCAAUAAAAUGGAAUGUUC